AUGAAGCAGAACUCCCUCGAGUGUUUGGUUGAGACAUUACGUUCCAUGGUCAACUGGUCUCAGCAGGGACUGAAUGAUGUUGCUGCAUCACUGUCAAAUCCCGAGUCACGUAAUUCGAUCGAAGACAUUAGAGAUUCAAUCGAUGCUCGCGAAAAUGGGGUUUCUCAGUCACCGAUGUUACCGAGUGUGGAGAUUCCUCCAAAUGCCGUGUCUGGCACUCCCUUAGCUGAGGAUGAUCCUGCCGAGCUUGAGCGAGUCAAACAACACAAGACCGCACUUAAUAAUGCCAUCAAGCAGUUCAACUUCAAGCCCAAGAAGGGUGUCAAGGUCCUGAUUGCCGGUGGAUUUAUCUCCUCAGAUUCGCCCCAAGACAUCGCUCGAUUCCUCAUCACCAACGACAGGUUAGACAAGAAAGCCCUUGGUGAAUACCUAGGAGAAGGUGAACCAGAAAACAUCGCCAUCAUGCAUGCUUUCGUAGACAGCAUGAACUUCACCAAGACCCGAUUCGUCGAUGCUCUUCGAAACUUCCUGCAAAGUUUCCGUCUACCUGGAGAGGCUCAAAAGAUCGAUCGUCUGAUGUUGAAGUUUGCCGAAAGAUACACUGGAGGCAACCCCAAUGCGUUUGCAAACGCCGAUACUGCUUACGUGCUAGCCUACUCUGUCGUCAUGCUAAACACCGACCAGCACAGUGCACAAGUCAAGGUUCGCAUGACGCCUGAAGAUUUCAUCAAGAACAACCGUGGUAUCAACGAUGGCCAGAGUUUGCCAGAUGACUACCUCAAGUCUAUCUUCGAGGAAAUUGCCCAAAAUGAAAUUGUCCUGGAUACUGAGCGGGAGAAUGCUGCCAAUCUGGGCAUGCUACCUCAGGGCGCUGGUAGCUUGGCUGCAAACAUUGGUCAAGCGGUUGCCAACUUCGGGCGUGAUUUGCAGAGAGAGGCGUAUGCUCAAGCUUCAGACCAAAUGGCCACCAAGACAGAGCAGCUCUUCAAGAACCUCAUGAAAGCACAGCGUCGUGGGGCUGCCAGGUCAUCUCUAGUGCGAUUCAUUCCUGCAUCCUCAUUCAAGCACGUUGGCCCAAUGUUCGAAGUAACUUGGAUGUCUUUCCUGACUGCGCUCUCCGGCGGAACCCAGGAAACGAACAACAUCGAAAGGAUCAAGCUCUGCAUGGAGGGUCAAAAGUUGGCCAUCCGCAUUUGCUGCUUGUUCGACCUUACAGAUCCCCGACAGGCUUUCAUCGCUUCCCUAACUCGUUUCACAAAUCUUUACAACAUUGGAGAGAUGAAAGCUAAGAAUAUCGAGGCGCUCAAAGCCGUUCUUGAUGUUGCCCAAAAUGAAGGCAACUUGCUCAAGGACUCUUGGCGAGACGUUCUCACAUGCAUAAGUCAGCUCGACAGGUUCCAACUCAUCUCCACUGGUGUUAGUGAGGGUGAUGUGCCUGAUAUGCUGAGGACUCAUUCUCCUGCGAGCACCUCUAAUCGCAAAUCUCUUGGUGUUCCUCCUCGUCACCGCAACAGGAAUUCUGUCAGUAACAUAAACUACCAGCCCGAUAUUGCUGAAGAAAGUAGAUCUGCAGAUAUGGUUCGCAGUGUUGACCGUAUUUUCACCAACACUGCUAAUCUGUCUGGAGAGGCCAUUGUGCACUUUGUCACGGCCCUGACCCAAGUCAGCUGGCAGGAAAUUCAAUCUUCUGGCAAUAGCGAGUCUCCCCGGACUUACAGUCUUCAGAAGCUUGUUGAGAUCAGUGGCUACAACAUGACCCGUGUUCGUUUCGAGUGGACAAGCAUCUGGCAAGUGCUAGGUGAGCAUUUCAUUCAGGUCGGCUGCCACAACAACACGAACGUCGUUUACUUUGCGCUCAACUCAUUGAGGCAAUUGUCCAUGCGUUUCAUGGAGAUCGAAGAACUGCCUGGGUUCAAAUUCCAGAAGGACUUUUUGAAGCCUUUCGAGCACAUUCUCAGUAACGCCACCCAAGUCCCCGUCAAAGAUAUGGUCUUGCGCUGUCUAAUCCAGAUGAUCCAAGCUAGAGGUGACAACAUUCGCUCUGGUUGGAAGACUAUGUUUGGUGUCUUCACGGUUGCAGCUCGUGAGCCUUAUGGUAUGUAUUUUGUGUUUGUCAGAGAUGACUUGGUCUAA
Messenger RNA from Aureobasidium uvarum, 2133 nucleotides. The record is from the annotation of a GenBank genome assembly. Lineage: Eukaryota; Fungi; Ascomycota; Dothideomycetes; Dothideales; Saccotheciaceae.